AUGUCAUCCCUGUUGAAAGAAGAGAUGCAGCGUGUCUUGUUUAGACCAGAAAAACAGGAACUGGUGGACUUUAUAGAGAUCGAGGAGGAAAAAAGUGGACGACAUUUCCUCUGUGUGUCUGUAUCUAAGAGCAAACAAGUCCAGAUCUCAGUGGUGCAGUGUGAGAAAGCUCGCUAUGCCAAGACUAAGAAAUCCCAGCGUAUCGGAUUCGAAGACCAGUAUGUGAGGACAGAGAUAUGGGCUCUCGAAGAAUUGAGGAUUCUGGACGGGAGGGACCCUGACACAGAUGAUCCGUGUUUCCUGAUGCACUUCGACACGGUGCGUUCUGUAAAAGCAGUGAACUGUGCUGCAAAGUACUGCUUGGCCCGCAGUCUGGUUGCACUUAGUGACUCACAUCAGCACACUCAGCUACAUGUUCGGAACUUUGACUGGAAAUACAUUAAGCCAACAUCUAUAUACUCAAACAGAGGUGACUGCAUGGUCCUGAUGCGGAUCUGUUGCUACGCCUUCAACCUGGUGUGUCUCUCCUUGUGUCCUGUGCCUGUUUGA
This is a messenger RNA of Neoarius graeffei (lesser salmon catfish), 549 nucleotides long. RefSeq names its product exocyst complex component 1 like (gene exoc1l). The record is from RefSeq and is a predicted model, not a curated record. Lineage: Eukaryota; Metazoa; Chordata; Actinopteri; Siluriformes; Ariidae. The transcript is spliced from 3 exons. The coding region runs from base 1 to 549 and encodes 182 amino acids.